UAAUGUUUUCUCCAUCUUCAACAUAUUAUUGCUUUUCCAUGAACAGAACUUGAUGAGACUUAGAGAACUGAGAGUGGGUGGCACCACACACACACAAAAAGCAUCUAGAAAGCAUCUAGAGGACAGUAACCCUCAGGUCCUUCAUUAAACUACGGGGCAUUCCACACAAUAUGGCUUAUCUCAAUCAUCAGUGCCUCCUACUUGUAAUUAUUUUAAUGAAAUCACAAUCUAUGGCUAAGAGCUGCUCACCUGUAUCUGAGAUUGUGUCAGCUUCUCAAGAAGAAGACGUCGCUCUUUCUUGCUUCGACUCAAAAGCAAUGGGACAGGAAAGUUGCUACAGAGUCAAAUGGACGAAAUACGGAAAAGAUCAUCCCAAUCCCAAAGUCAUUCUCGUCAGGCCUGAAACACCCAAAGUACCGGAUGCUAAACGUGUAAAAUGGGAAGCUGAUGAAAAGGGACAAAUGUCUCUGUUACUGACAAAACUACAAAAAUCUGAUGAAGGACUGUACAGCUGUGAGGUCUGGCAUGGAUGGGAUUGUGUUUUGGCAAGAAAUAUCUCUCUAAAAGUAAAAGACUGCAAGACCCUUCAACCAGUGAAGACGACCCCUGGUGCACCAGUGAACUUGUACUGCUCAGUGAACCUGACGUCAGAUCAACAAACUGUGCAGAAUAUGACCUGGGUAAUGCUAAAAGGAGGCAAGCCAGUGUCACUCAGUGCACAAACUGUUCAUGUUUCUGGCAUAAUGUUGGUUAUCAAGUCUGUUACAGUCAGUCACAGUGGGUGGUACAGAUGUCAGUACACACUUGGACCGACUCAGCGCUGCUUUGACAUCAACCUUCUGGUCCAGGGUAUUUCUUCUUCAGAGGACAGUGUUGCUCAGGUCACCACAACAAAAAAGUCCACACAAGCACCGACAACUCGUGAAACUGUGUUAAAAACCAAACACGGCAGCGCUGAAGUGUUCAUUACAUUUGUAGUUCCAGUCAUUAUCGGAAUUGUCAUCAUCGGUUUAGGAACAGGACUGGUCUUUUACUGCAAAUAUAACAAAGAGCGAGUCACAGAGCAAACUCAGUGGAACCCAGAGAGUUUUACCACACAGUCGGGUGACACUUAUGAGGUUCAGGAGGAAACCAUCACCUUCACCGACCCCUUCUGCAAUUCUAUCACGAAUUCUACAAACCAAGAAGACAACAGGGUGUAUGAUGAAGUUCAGUGUGAUGAAAUGCUUACCUUCAAUUCUUAAGUAAUUGUCAACCAUCUCAAGAAGAGGAGUUUCACAUGAACAUACAGAAUCUGCUCAAUAAACCAAGAUUCAUACAAUUAUAUGUUGAACUGUUAAAGAAAACUGACUUUGGGAAAUUAUAUGUUUUUAAUUCAAUGAAUCAAUUGAACAGCCUGUGCCCUUACACCGGUGUUUUUCAACCUUGGGGUCGGGACCCCAAGUGGAGUCGCCUGGAAUUCAAAUGGGGUCACCUGGAAUUUCUAGUAAUUGAUCAAAAUAGAAAAGUUACCAAUAAAAAAUAUAUAGUGAAUUGAGAGAGACAAUCACAAUCCAUAAAAGACAUGACAAACUGUGAAGCUGAAACUGAAGCACUGUGGUACUGUAUCUGUCAAAUGAUCAUUGUUGCCGGUUUCAGAUGCUGCAGCUCUUUCAUAAUUCAUAGUUUGAGUUCUUGUUUGUUCAGUAUUAAUUGUCAACCUUGUAAAUCCAAGCUGGACUGACUGUACAUAUCCU
Sphaeramia orbicularis (orbiculate cardinalfish) is the source of this 1736-nucleotide messenger RNA. RefSeq lists its product as uncharacterized. The coding region runs from base 171 to 1244 and encodes 357 amino acids. The record is from RefSeq and is a predicted model, not a curated record. Gene Ontology annotation, cellular component: external side of plasma membrane. The transcript has 8 exons. Gene Ontology annotation, biological process: positive regulation of T cell proliferation; cellular response to lipopolysaccharide; negative regulation of T cell proliferation. Lineage: Eukaryota; Metazoa; Chordata; Actinopteri; Kurtiformes; Apogonidae.